Molecule: messenger RNA, 1338 nt
Organism: Artibeus jamaicensis (Jamaican fruit-eating bat)
Lineage: Eukaryota; Metazoa; Chordata; Mammalia; Chiroptera; Phyllostomidae
Gene: SNAPC5
Product: small nuclear RNA activating complex polypeptide 5
Exons: 3
Coding region: 41-331 (96 amino acids)
Biological process (GO): transcription initiation at RNA polymerase III promoter; transcription by RNA polymerase II
Cellular component (GO): nucleus
Source: RefSeq, a predicted model, not a curated record
CACAGAGCGCCCGGCCAACUGGGCCUUACGAGGAGACGCAAUGCUGAGCAGGCUCCAGGAGCUGCGCAAGGAGGAGGAGACGCUGCUCCGUUUGAAGGCGGCACUGCAUGACCAGCUGAAUCGGCUCAAGGUUGAGGAACUGGCCCUCCAAUCAAUGAUUAGUUCCAGAAGAGGGGAUGAGAUGCUGCCUUCUCAAGCUGCUCGUGAACAUGAUCAGAUAUCGGUGCAUGUAGACAAUGAAGCAUCAAUCAACCAAACUGCACUGGAGUUGAGCACAAGGAGCCAUGUGACAGAAGAGGAAGAGGAGGAGGAAGAAGAAUCAGAUUCCUGAAGUGGCAAAAGAGCUAGGAUUAGUUAUACAAAUUCAAUUUCAGAGUCUCAGAAACUUCCUUCCAAACAUUCUUGCCAUGGGCCCUACAGCCUGCGUUAAAGAGAGUGAGAACUUCAGGAGGAGGAUGUAUACUUGCGAAACUGGUUCCAUCAGUAAUUCGUUUCAGAAUGCUUUACCAAAAAUCAGCAGCACGGGGGAAAGGAAAGAUGCAGUGUCUGAGCAUUGAGCAAUAUGGGUGGUGCUGUGUCUGUAUUCUGGUCAGAUCCAGUAAUUGUGUUCAAAACAGAACAUUUCCUCUGAAGUGCUAUUGAGAAAGUCUGACAUUUGCCAAAAGGGCAGAGUGUAAGUACAAGCCAGCCUUUCUGAUCAACAAUGCUUCUUGUAAGCUAGUCAAUGUAAGGCUGUUUGCAUACCAUUGUACCCUCGUAAACAUAGCCAGAGUCUAGGGAAGAAAAAAGAUGAGGACAGAAGGCCACUUGAGGGCACAAGCUGUUGCUACCUCUCAGUGGUGUCUCGAAACGCUGUCCACUACAGACUGUUCUGUGUGGCUGUCAUCACAUCUAGGUUGAGACGCCGCUGAUAAAACGUGCUUAGAAAUAAACUAGACGAAUAGCCAUCGUGCAGCUGCUGGUUUCCAGAUAGCAACGGGAAACGGAUCGGUUCCUCCUGGGGAAAGGAGUAUGGCAGGGUGGUUUAAAACCCACUUCUUGACUUAGGAGGAAAUGUGUUCUUAGGGAAGGAAUCACUCUGCUUAGGAGAUUGGACUUUCAUAAUAAAGAGAUGAUAGAGUGUUCUUAAAACUCGGUAUUGGAAGUUGAGAUUUAUUUCUGCACACUUGCCCUUUGCCAUUGAAGGUGCUAGUUACCUGACUUCAUAAAAGUAACUUGCCCUGUCCAUGCAACAGCAAAGCCGAACACAAAGAACCUCCUCAAGCAGAACUUAUGUAACUGUUCCAGACAAGAGAACAUGUUAAUAAUUUUCAUUAAAGUUAUUUUGAGCUACUCAUA